UUCACACUUUUCGUAAUGCUCUCGUGUGCUGCUGUCUGCUGUCAGCUUGACUAAUACUGUACUAAUAUUGGUGCUUUGCUUGAGCUCCCGCAGCCUGACAGAAAGGGAGCAAGUGCUGAGUGCUGAACCUUGCCACCCUCCAAAUCCCCCAACAUGGCCGCCAUUGCUGCCAAGGAAUGCGUUGCUUUGGCAUCAUCAGCAUCUGAACAGAUCGAAUCUAUAGCCAGCAAAGUUCGAAGCGAAAACAAGGAAACCUUUGACGAUAUAGAUAAGAACUGCGCUGGAGUCACGUCCAUUGUGAGCGUGGUUUGUGCGGAGUUCAAAGACCUGGCAACCUCCGCCUUCUUCCCAUACCUCUUUGUGACAUUUGCCCUGAAUAUGCCACCAUUUGCCUACGGUCUAGUGUCUUUCUUUUCCCCAGAUUGCCGUUCCCAAUGGCUCUUCUUCAACACACUUCUGACAGCCAUGCACUUGGGGGUAUCAGUCUACACAGUGCAGCUGAUUCGAGAAAUUCCCCGGCCCCAAGAAUCGUUGUCAAUUGAUUUGACACCCAUGACCAAAGAGGGUGUUGAUUCCUCGAGCCUUGAAACACCGUACGUCACUGUGGACCAUCCCCGUGGAAGCUCUAGAACAGUCAGAUCCGACCAGGCUUUUGCCAGCACAGCCCCUAAUUCAUGGGAUCGCAUUCGCCUGGUCCUAUUGUAUGACAGGGUCUUGGCAGUGUAUUACCUUCUUUGUGUGGUCUGGGCUUGUUGGCAAGUGAUUGGUACCCGACGAGUAGUUGAUGGCACAAUCAACAAGGCUGGAAAUCGAUUGGUUAUCCUAUCAGUGGUGUGUGGCUUUCUUUACAUGGGACUUGGCAUACUGUCAUGGACCUGUUCGCUAUUUCUUCUGAGGUACUACAAUUUACAACGAAAGCAAAGCAAAAACGUAAAGCCCCUGAGUCUUCAUCAGCCCGAAACGGACGUUACCACUAGUAUGCCCAACAUUGCUGACAACAUGGAAGAAGUGAAGCGCAAGCUUCAAACUUUAGUAGACAAUGGUGAGUGUCCCCCCGGCGAUGAGGAAAUGGGUGUCACUGAAACGGAAGAGAAUCAGUCCGGUCAGAAAGAGCUGGCAAUGAAUGAUGCUGCUGCAGAAAGUUUGUCAUGAUGACUGGGGGUAUUAGUGAAUGACUGUGCAUAAGUUCGUUGACUGCGUAAAUGUGAGACGGUGCGAUGGAUUUGGUCGGCCCAUCUUUUGCAUUAGCCUCCCUACUAAAAAGCUAUAGAACCGUUGUUUGUACAC
Messenger RNA from Seminavis robusta, 1287 nucleotides. The record is from the annotation of a GenBank genome assembly. Lineage: Eukaryota; Bacillariophyta; Bacillariophyceae; Naviculales; Naviculaceae.